AUGUCCCAAGACCAACUUGCGACACCAGCUCAAGCAGCACCGACACCAGACAUGAUGACAAUGAUGAUGCAAAUGAUGCAACAACAAACACAGCUUAUGCAACAAAUGCAACAGGAGAAACCUUUAUGGAAACCUACAAAGAAUCCUCAAGAUCUUGAAGCAGGACUCAAUGCUCUCAGGAAUGAUUACAAGCGUGAACGUAUGACCAUGAAGAAAGGUGAAGAAGAUUACGAUCCGAUCGAAGAAGACGAAAUCAAGUCAACAGCUUCGACAAGAACACUACAAGCAGAGAGGGAACAAGACGACUUCCUCCCUAAGUCCCAAAGACUUUACGUUCUCGAGUUCUUUACAGUCCCAGCAUUGAGAUCAAUGCGCAAUUGGAAAGGUCGUGUUCCAAUGGGUUCCAACAGAAGAGAACUCCUCAUGUCCGCCAUACUUCUUGUUAAAACAAAGGCAGAACUUAUGGACUUCAUUCUUUCAUCAUGCCCCGAUGAAAUCUAA
Messenger RNA from Trichomonas vaginalis G3, 501 nucleotides. RefSeq lists its product as uncharacterized. The record is from RefSeq and is a predicted model, not a curated record. NCBI's taxonomy places the organism in Eukaryota, Parabasalia, Trichomonadida, Trichomonadidae. The transcript has a single exon. Bases 1 to 501 code for a protein of 166 amino acids.